Messenger RNA from Camellia sinensis, 1740 nucleotides. Lineage: Eukaryota; Viridiplantae; Streptophyta; Magnoliopsida; Ericales; Theaceae. The record is from RefSeq and is a predicted model, not a curated record.
UGCAAUUUAGAAUAGCAGCAAAUCUAUCCAAAGAACCAUCAGGAACACCUACCCCACAAACCUGACUUUUAUGGUAAUUAAUCUUCAACCCAGACAAAAUCUCAAAACACCUUAAAAUCCUCUUAAGGUUUCUAACCUCCUCAUCUUCAGCUUCGCACAAAAGUAAGGAAUCAUCCGCAAAUUGCAAAUGAGACAACAACACACCCUCAACACCUAUUUUCACCCCUUUAAUAAUACGCAACUGUUAUGCUCUAGAUAAUAACACAUUUAAUCCCUCAGCCACCAACUUAAAAAGAAAUGGGGACAAUGGAUCUCCUUGUCUAAGACCCCUUUGUGGACAAAACUCGUCAGUAGGAGAACCAUUAACAAGGACUGAAAUACGUGCUGAGGUGACACACUCCAUGAUCCAUUGUGUCCAUCUUAAGCCAAAACCAAAAUUCAGAAGCAUUGAGUGAAGAAAUCCCCAAUUUACCAAAUCGAAAGCCUUCUCAAAGUCAAGUUUAAUUAACACAUCCUUUUUCUUCAACUUCUUCCACCCAUCCACCACUUCAUUUGCAAUAAGAACACCAUCAAGGAUAUUUCUCGAUAUAUAUAUCAGUUCAUAGUCAAUUCACAUGCUAAUACAAUUGGUUCACAACCAAUAUGGUUAGUUUGGCUAUUAUAAAUCUCCUUUUUGCAGUUGAUAUUUUGAAAAAUUCAGGACCCCUAAUACCAAUUCGUAUUCCAAUAUUCUCGACACCACUACACCGCAGGUAAUACUAAUUUAUAUCCUGAUACUGCUAUUUAAAACUUUGGCUACAAGGCAUAUAUAUCAAGCAAUAUUUAAAACCAUCCCUCACCUGCCCACACACACCCAUAAUUCUCUUAUAAUGUUGUACUAACUAAUAGUGAAUAGCUUAAACACUAUUCAAGUUUAUAAGAACUCUCAAAUUAGGUCUAUCUUGUGACCUGUAAGUGAAGUUACAUCUAGAAGUGAUUCCAUCUCUACCUUUAUAACUCUAUGCAACUUUGUGUGUCUUUGCCAAUUACAGGACAUGUUUAUUGGAGGAACUGAUACUACUUCAACAGCCAUAGAAUGGGCAAUGACAGAACUAAUAAAAAAUCCCACUAAGUUGAAGAAAGCUCAAGAAGAGGUAAGAAGAGUAGAAGGAGAAAAAUCAAAAGUCAAUGAAGAUGAUAUUGAUCAAAUGGUCUACUUAAACUGGGUUGUCAAAGAGGCUCUAAGUUUACGUGCUCCAAUUCCUUAUCUGUUCCGUCAAGAAUCGAUUGGCAAUGAGAGUACUAAAUUGGGAGGCUAUGAUAUUCCUCCUGGAGCUAGAGUGUUCAUCAAUGCAUGGGCAAUACAUAGGGAUCCCAAAAUCUGGGACAACCCAGAAGAUUUCGUUCCAGAGAGAUUUGCUAACAACCUUAUUGAUUUUACGGGCCAAGACUUCAAUUUCAACCCAUUUGGUGCCGGCCGAAGAGGCUGCCCUGGUUUCUCAUUUGGAGUCCUAAUAGUUGAAUAUGUGCUUGCAAACCUCUUGUAUUGGUUUGACUGGAAGUACCCAAGUGGUCCAGGUAGGGAAGAGGACUUUGACAUGAGUGAGGUUACUUCCUUGGUUGUUGACAAGAAAAUUCCUCUUCAACUUGUUCCAGUUUUGCACUCUCCUUCAUUCAUCACCUAAGUGAUCAUCCAUAUAUAUAUAUAUGGUCACAAAAAAUCAAAGAAUGUGAUAGUUCCUAAUUUGUUUCCUCCUAGUA